CGGAGUCUCAGCCAGUGUGGCAGCUGGGAAUGUGAGGGUUUCAACACACACUGCUAUUUUCAGGACAGGGAACAGUAGCAGGGGGAGAGACACAGCCACGGCUCGACUCUUAUCCUCUUCAUUUGAAAUCAAAACGGGGGCGACUUGCGUUUUCUCUCCGGGGGUAGCAGAGCUUUCGGACCGCAUCUUGAUGGUCAUCGGACAACAGCUGGUGGUGGUUCACUGCGGGGCUGUGUGCUAGAGCAGCCGGAGCACCGCGUUUACACCCGGGUCUGUGCAGGAAAAACAGCCUCACCUCCAACCUGGUGGGUCCGCAAAAAAAUGCAUUGAAGUGUCACCUUUAAAGUCAGUAUAAUCUUAAUGUUCCCCGCUGUGAAACACGGUUAAAUGCGCCUAUUUCACCCCGACGAUGGACUGAAAUCUGUGGCGGGGGCGACCGACACAACCUGCCGCGAUUUUCCCUGCGUGUAAAUAAAUAAAUGAUAGAGGAUACAAUGACCCUGCUGUCUCUGUUAGGUCGGAUCAUGCGUUAUUUUCUGCUCAGACCGGAGACCUUGUUCCUGCUAUGUAUCAGCCUGGCUCUGUGGAGUUACUUCUUCCACACGGACGAAGUGAAGACCAUCGUCAAGUCCAGCCGGGAUGCAGUCAAGAUGGUCAAGGGGAAAGUGGCGGAGAUGAUGCAGAAUGAGCGGUUCGGUGGGCUGGACGUCCUGGAUGCAGAGUUUGCCAAGACAUGGGAGUUCAAGAGCAGUAACGCGGCCGUGUACUCCAUCCAAGGCCGGAGAGAUCACAUGGAGGACAGGUUCGAGGUGCUCACCGACAUCGUCAACAAGAGUCACCCGUCUAUAUUUGGGAUUUUUGACGGCCACGGUGGAGAGGCGGCUGCUGACUUUGCAAAGGCCCACCUGCCCGAGGCUCUCCGCCAGCAGCUACUGACCUAUGAACGGGAGAGAGAGCGAGACAGAGAAAAGGACAAGGAGAAGGAUGAGAAAAAGGAGAGGGGCGGCCCGUCCUAUCCAUCCAUCCUGGAACAGCAGAUCCUGACUUUGGACAGAGAAAUGCUGGACAAGCUCUCCGCCACUUAUAAUGAAGCAGGUACUACAUGUCUGGUGGCACUGCUGUCUGAUAAGGAGUUGACGGUGGCCAACGUUGGAGACUCACGUGGAGUUCUUUGCGAUAAAGACGGCAACGCCAUCCCUCUAUCGCACGAUCACAAACCCUACCAGCUCAAAGAACGCAAGAGGAUCAAGAAAGCUGGUGGUUUCAUCAGUUUCAAUGGCUCAUGGCGUGUACAGGGCAUCUUGGCAAUGUCCCGUUCUCUGGGCGAUUACCCCCUGAAGAACCUCAACGUGGUCAUUCCUGAUCCUGACAUCAUGUCGUUUGACCUGAACAAGCUGCAGCCAGAGUUCAUGAUCCUGGCGUCAGAUGGCCUGUGGGACACCUUCAGCAAUGAAGAGGCAGUCCGCUUUAUCAGGGACCGGCUGGACGAGCCUCAUUUUGGCGCCAAGAGCAUCGUCCUCCAGUCCUUCUAUCGUGGUUGCCCUGACAACAUCACUGUUAUGGUGGUUAAGUUUAAAGGCAAGGCCAGUGAGCAGUAGACAUCCGUCUACCACACACAGUAUAUAUAUGAUGUUUAAAUAUAAGCAAGAAUAGGCUUAAGAUGAAAGUGUCAAAAACCAAGCCUGCAACUUUUUGAGCGAGAACUAUUUCUAUCACUGAUAUCUACAAAAUUUAACCUUCAGUGCAUCAAACCACAGCCUCCUUUACUUUUACUGCCGUAAAAGUGACAUUUGUGACAAAAUGUCUUUUCAUUUAAGCUUAGCCAUAUCGUUCAGACACCAUACUGCGAUCUGGGUCACUGUUAUGCAAAUGAACAGAUUUAGCUUUGUGUGGCUGUGGGUACGCCCAUGAGUGUGCAUACGUGUGUGUGCGUGCGCGUGUGUGCGUGUGCGUGCGUGUGCGUGUAUGGGUGGGAGGGAGUGUCUGCGAGGAGAAAAGGAGAUAGAUGUCUAUCUUUGUGUGAUCAACGCACAAAUGUCAAAUUAAGAAUUCAUUGUCAAUGAGACAUUUAAAGUGUACAUGAUAGCAUGGAGUUUCUCUUCCAUAUAAUUUUGAAUAUAUUGUCUUUCAAUCAAUGUCAGUGUGACCACUAAUUUUCUAUUUUUUGUUUCCUAACUCUAUGUGUUUCAAAAUUGUCCACUUGUAUUGACGUCUACCAGGUGACCGCACUGAAAAUUCCGUCAUUGAACACAUUGGGGGUUUAUUUUUUUCCCUGGAUCAAACAUAUGUCACUGGUGCAAAUCGACAUUAUGAAUUUAUUCCCUUUUAUACAUUAGCAACACAACAAAUAAUAUACCUAUGCUUGUUCUAAUGUCACCAUACAUAUUGUACAGCAAUAGAGCCGAUUACAUUGGAGGGUGAAUGAAGUGUUUGUUGAGUUGCCCCAUUUUAUUAUUUAGUUUUGAAUGUCUUGAAACAAUGGUUGACAGUCUCACAUCUGUUAUGAAUGUUAACUUUUUGAAGCUGAGACUCCCAUCCGAUUACUCUGUUCUACCCCAACAUAUCAGAAUCUAUGUACUGCUGAUAAUGAGAUAUCUGUUGGAUAAUCUAAUAUCUUGUCAAAAUGUAAUAAAAUGUCACUUUAAAUUAAAUAAAAUAUUAAAGCAAUACAUUUCCAGAUAAUAAAUCAUAUUAUGACACUGACUACAAAUUAUUGGCUGUUGUAAGAAAAGGUAAUACAUUGAGUGUAAUAAAUGAAGUAAUAGUUGACAGUUAUACUUUUAAUAUGAUUACAUAAUCUGGAAAUUAAAAUAAACAUUUUACAUAUGUUACCUAUUGACAUACUAUUUAUUAGAUUGCCUGACCUUUUUUUAUCAUUUAGUGCCAUCCACAUUGAGUAUAAAGAUACUAAAACUGACAACUUACACUUACCAUCUGUCAGGAGUCAGGACAUGUCAUGUCUUACAUCCUGAUGCAGAUCACCUUCAGUUGGAUCUAAUUUCUCUGAACACAAAAUAUAACAAGCCUUUGAAUGAAAUGCGUUAUUGUUGCCUUAUGUUUUUAAACUGUUCGUCUCCUGUUCUGAAGUCUGCUGCCAAAACUACUUCUGUCUUCUUUUUUUAAAUGUAACACCGUUGAUCAUGCCACGCACACUGCACAACCUCAGCGUCCUACCGCAUCAACUCACAUGUAGAAUAGCAUUGUUGAGAGAACGUCUCCAAGAGACAUGAUAUUGUACGAUGAAUGUACAUACUGUCGUCAUAUUCAGUCACCCGCCCCUUCUCCGUUUAUACAGCAAUGAAGAAAGCAAUGCGCCUGUUCGUGGACUGUUUAACUUCAGAGAUAUAUACCAGAUAAAACUGUUUGUUUGUGCUUUUCAGUUGAACAUUUUUCCUUGAUAAUGUACGUUACAGAAUGUUUAUGUGGCAUUUGUACUUGUUUUGUUGACUUUAAUAAACUGUAAAAAA
This is a messenger RNA of Scomber japonicus (chub mackerel), 3467 nucleotides long. RefSeq names its product protein phosphatase, Mg2+/Mn2+ dependent, 1Lb (gene ppm1lb). The transcript is spliced from 4 exons. Lineage: Eukaryota; Metazoa; Chordata; Actinopteri; Scombriformes; Scombridae. Gene Ontology annotation, biological process: protein dephosphorylation. The record is from RefSeq and is a predicted model, not a curated record. Gene Ontology annotation, molecular function: protein serine/threonine phosphatase activity; cation binding. The coding region runs from base 480 to 1598 and encodes 372 amino acids.